AUGGUGGCCGAAGAACAUGUGGCGCCAUCAAGACCAAAUCUCAGUUUUUCGUUUGAGGUUUCUGAUAGUGAUGAUGAUUAUGAUGUUAAUAAUGAUGAUGAUGGUUGUGAUAGUGAUGAUGAUGGUAUGGAUUUUCGUAUGUUUGUACCACCGAAGGAUCCGGUCAAUGAGGCUGUGAUUUCUCCAGCUGAGACAGAAAAAGAAAUCAACAUUUUUAAGCAACCAAACGAUCCCACACCCGAACAGAUAGAAGCUCUUAUCGCUCGGUUACAGUCAACUGCAAGGAAGCCUCCCCAAGCAGUUCCUGUUACUCCUGAAUCUCCAUCUGAGAGUGAUAAAGAUGAUUUAAACGCCUCCUUGGUGCCAAGAAAGCGAAGACGUAGAGAUCCAAGGCCGGGAGUGCUUGUUACUGAACCAGUACAACAGCCAACUCCGAUUGUUGAACCAACCUAA
This is a messenger RNA of Lactuca virosa, 453 nucleotides long. The record is from the annotation of a GenBank genome assembly. NCBI's taxonomy places the organism in Eukaryota, Viridiplantae, Streptophyta, Magnoliopsida, Asterales, Asteraceae.